GUCAUGUAGCGCCGCACACGUUCCCGCGGCUCAGCUCAGGCUCCCAGUUUACCGUCUGGAGCUUGAGACGAGCGGCACGGGGUUGCGCGCUCCGUCAAGCAGAGGACUGGAGGGGUAGCGGGAGGAAUAGGAAGGACUCGAUGGAUUUUGACACGUUACAACACUAAUCUGCGUCAGUUUCAUUCUGCUGUUUCUGAAGGUACAAGAGAAAAAUAUCAAGUAAAAGGAUGACUAAUUACUGUUAUUUCCAAGUGCCAGCUUUCGGUGUAAUAGCAAGCCGCUGAUAGAGGGCAGCAGAGCUUCUGAUUUGCUGGAUUGCCUGGGAUGCUCUUGGUACUUAAAAGCAGUUUCUGUGCACGGCUAUCCGGAUAGGAUUUACAUGGCUUUGCAGCUAAUAUGGUGGACACUCAGUAAAGCUUGACAGAAAAUGCAACUGAAGUCAUGGGUCUUCAGAUGGCUGGGAAUAGGGAUAGGAAUUGCUUCUUUUAUUGUCAGCAACUUGUCUCAAAAUAACACCGAAGAUUGGCAGUAUGAGGAAUGCAAACUGGCACGGUCAGGCCCCCCUGCUACAAUUGUUGCAAUUGAUGAAGAAAGUCCAAAUGGUACUCUUCUAGUAGACAAUAUGCAAAUACAGGGUCGAGCAGAUGGACCAGACAAGACAAUUUCACUUUCAUUAAGAAACAACGCGGAUUACUGGGUUAUCCUGGAUCCUGCACGACAGCGCCUUUAUCUCAACAGCACUGGCCGUGUACUAGACAGAGAUCCCCCUUCAUCUAUCCAGUCUAUUGUGGUCCAAGUUCAAUGUACAAAUGAACUAGUAGGAAGCAUCAUCUUCCAUGAAGUGCGAAUUGUGGUGCGGGAUCGCAAUGAUAAUACUCCACGUUUUCAGCAACAACGCUACUAUGUAGCAGUCAAUGAGCUGACACCUGUUGGAACCACCAUUUUCACUGGUUUUUCAGGAAAUAACGGUGCUUUAGAUAUAGAUGAUGGCCCAAAUGGACAAGUUGAAUACACUAUUCAGUACAAUCCCAAUGAUCCUACAUCAAACAGAACAUUUGAGAUUCCACUUACUUUGUCGGGAGCUGUAACUUUACGAGAGAGGUUGAAUUAUGAGGAAACUACACGUUACUUUGUAAUUGUUCAAGCCAGUGACCGUCCUCCAAACGCAAGGAACAAAACAUCAAGCACUACUACACUGACAGUUGAUGUGUUAGAUGGAGAUGAUUUGGGGCCCAUGUUCCUACCAUGCAGGCUGGUGAAUAACACAAGAGAUUGCCGUCCUCUGGAAUAUAAAGCCAGCAUUCCAGAACUCACUGACCCGGCCAGAAUAAAUCCAGUUAACGUCACUCCAGCAAUUCAAGCAGUUGAUCAAGACAGAAACAUCCAGCCUCCCUCUGAUCGACCAGGCAUUCUUUACUCCAUCCUUGUCGGUACCCCUGAGAAUUAUGGAGAAUAUUUUAUUUUAAAUAGGACAAAUGCAGAGCUACGUCUUCUCAAGCCAGUCAGCAGGGAUUUGUACCAGAAAUUUGAUUUGGUUAUUAAGGCUGAGCAAGAUAAUGGACAUCCUCUUCCAGCAUUUGCUAAUUUACACGUUGAAGUUCUUGAUGAAAAUAAUCAAGCGCCUUACUUUCAGUUGUCAUCUUAUCAAGGAUAUGUCACUGAGUCAGCACCUGUGGGAGCUACAAUCUCAAGUAGUGAAAAUCUUACUGCUCCUCUCAGGAUAAUAGCUUUGGAUAAUGACAUAGAAGAGACAAAAGACCCAAUGGUGAGAAUUUCCUUGAAUGACUACAGCACAAUAUUUACUGUGACUCAGUCUGGAAUAAUCCGCUUCAUUACUUUACUUCAGCCUGUGGAUCGGGAACGCCAACAAACCUACACCUUUACAAUGAUAGCCUCUGAUGGAGUCCAGGAAAGUACUCCAGUCACAGUUAAUAUCCUGGUGAUCGAUGCCAAUGAUAAUACUCCAACCUUCUCCAACAUCUCCUACAGUGUAAAUGUUUACACAGACAUGAAGCCGGGAGAAUCUGUCUUACGGUUGUCUGCUUUUGAUGCUGAUGAAGGUUUAAACGGACAGAUAACAUAUGAGAUUCUGGCUGGAGCACAAGGUGACUUCAUCAUAAACAACCGAACUGGUCUGAUUACUGUAGCCCCUGGUGUUACUCUGAUUGUUGGCCGCUCUUAUGCCCUUACUGUCAAAGCAUCAGACAAUGCACCCUUGUCUCAAAGAAGGAGUUCCAUAACAACAGUAUACAUAGAGGUGUUGCCACCUAACAAUCAGAGCCCACCAAGAUUCCCACAAUUCAUGUAUAGCCUUGAAGUCAGUGAAGCCAUGAGGAUUGGUGCCAUUUUGCUCAAUUUACAGGCUACAGACCGUGAAGGUGAUCAAAUAACCUACCGUAUCCAGAAUGGAGAUCCUCAACAAGUCUUUAACCUAACACAGAGCUCAGGAAUUCUACUUCUGCGACAGUCACUGGACAGAGAAAGCACAGACAGAUAUAUUCUAAUUGUAACAGCCGCAGAUGGUAGGCCAGAUGGGACCUCCACAGCUACUGUGAACAUAGUAGUCACUGAUGUAAAUGAUAAUGACCCCAUCUUUGAUGUGCUUCUUCCAAAAAACUUCACAGUUCAAGAAGAGGAGGCAAAUGCAUUUGUGGGUCAAGUAAAGGCAACCGACCCAGAUGCUGGACUGAAUGGACAAGUCCGAUACAGUUUGCUGAACCAUAAUGGACUUUUCAGAAUAAACUCAAAUGGAAGUAUUUAUACUUCAGUACCUCUAGACCGAGAAACAAGAAGUCAGUAUGACCUAAUUGUGGAGGCAUCAGAUGGAGCAGUGGAUCCAAGACGUACAACUAUUACAUUAUCCAUCAAAGUUCUCGAUAUUGAUGACAAUAGCCCUGUAUUCUCACAGACAUCAUAUACAGUUAAUUUACCAGAAAACAGUCCUGUUGGAACAGUAAUAUUACGUUUAGAGGCAAAAGAUGUUGACCUUGACUCCAAUGUCACAUACCGCAUUAGGACACAAGAUGCAAAGCAGUUGUUUGCUGUGAAUCCUCUGACGGGAGAUCUGUCAGUUAUAAAGCCAUUAGAUUUUGAAACUGUUUCUGCAACUGGGGCAACCUACACCAUUAUAGUGGAAGCUUUGAACAGUGGAAGUGGCAUGCCUCCAGGAAUUGCAACGGUUACAGUCAAAAUUAUGGAUAUGAAUGAUUAUGCUCCAGUAUUUGCAAAACCUCUAUAUAGAGGACUGGUGGCUCCAAAUGCAGUAAAGGGCACCAUUAUUACAACAGUGACAGCAGAAGAUUUAGAUCCUCCAGGUACAGCAGCAAGCAAGAUCAGAUACAAAGUGGACUUGAAUCAAUUUCCCUAUAGUGGCAGUAUUUUUGAUGUGGAACCUGACACGGGAAGAGUGAUAACUCGAGUUAAUUUGAAUGAGGAACCGAGCACAACAUUCAAACUCGUCAUUAUUGCCUAUGAUGAUGGUGAACCUGUAAAAUUCAAUACCACCAUUGUUGAAAUAACUGUUCUACAGCCAUCAGUAAUUCCAAUCUUCACACAGGAGGAAUACAGACCCCCACCUGUGAGUGAAAAUGCUCCCAUUGGCACCACAGUUGGAUCUAUACUUGCAGCUGCUAUCAAUCAAACUAUUGUGUAUUCCAUUGUGGAUGGAAAUGAAGGAGAUGAAUUUAGCAUUGACAAUAAGACAGGAGACAUUUACACUAAAAAACUUUUGGACUAUGAAACAAUCACAAGCUAUGUACUUCGGGUUCAAGCAGAUUCGAUACAAGUAGUCCGGUCAAACUUACGAGUGCCAUCAAAAACAAAUACAGCAAAAGUAUUUAUUGAAGUUCAAGAUGAAAAUGAUCACCGUCCGGUGUUUACUAAAAACCUGUAUUUGGGUGGAGUAGCUGAGGAUGCCAGGACAUUUACUAGUGUAAUGCAAGUAAAGGCGACAGAUAAAGACACGGGAAACUAUAGUGCAAUGCAGUACAGAUUAAUCAUUCCUUCUUCAAAUGAGGACGGCUUUGUGAUCGAGGCAUACACAGGAAUUAUUAAAACUGCAAUUAUGUUCAGAAACAUGAGGAGAUCCUACUAUAAGUUUAAUGUAAUCGCUACUGACAAUUAUGGAGCAGGGCUGAGUGGCACUGCACAAGUCGUUGUCUCUGUGGUCAACCAGUUGGAUAUGCAAGUGGUUGUUUCAAAUGUCCCUCCCACUCUUGUUGAACAGAACAAAGAUCAACUUAUUGGAAUUUUGGAGCGGUAUGUUCAAGAUCAAAUACCAGGAGCAAAGGUUGUGGUGGAAUCUAUUGGACCUCGUCGAUUUGGGGAUGGAUUUGCUGAGGAGGAUUACUCAAAAUCAGACCUCAUGGUCUAUGCCAUAGACCCAUUAACAAACAGAGCCAUAUCACGGAAUGAAUUAUUUAAAUUUCUCGACGGAAAACUUCUUGAUAUUAAUAAGGAGUUUCAGCCUUAUCUAGGCCAGGGUGGGCGCAUUUUAGAAAUUCGAACUCCUGAUGUGGUGGCCAGUGUGAAGAAAGCGGCUCAAGCAGUCGGAUACACAGAAGGUGCCUUACUUGCUCUGGCAGUGAUCAUCAUUCUGUGCUGCAUUCCUGCAAUUCUAAUAGUUAUGGUCACCUACCGUCAGUUUAAAGAACGACAAGCGGAGUGUGCAAAGACUGCAAGAAUACAGAUGGCACUCCCAGCAGGAAAAUCAGCUGUCACUGCUUCUAAUAAUUUGUACGAAGAGCUUGGGGACAGUACAAUGCGAAGAUUUGGACGACAAGAGCAACAGCAAUUGCUGAGGCCAGCCCUUCUAAGACCAGAGGAGCUCUCAAUGGAAUCAGGCAUAGAUCCAGGCCAGGACUAUUAUACCCAGGAUUAUUAUAAUUAUGAUCAUGGAUACGAUUUACCGCAGUAUGGAAGUCGUAGGAGGCUAAUAUCACCUUCAGGAAUGUAUGACGAAUAUGGAGAAGUUAUAAUGGAGGACGAUGGGAGCUACUAUUAUAGCCCACAUGGCUCUUCUGCUGAUGGAGAGCUACCUGUACCGAGACAAGGCCCACCAAAGAGGCCUCACCCAGCAGGUUUAAAGGGUCGGAUACAAGCGGUGGCAGCUGGUGGCCCACCCAUUACUGGGCCUGGGGCACAAAAGAUGGCAGAUGGCAGUGGGGAUGCAGCUGGUGCAAGGGCUGCAAAUGUUGGAAAGAAACUUAAAUCAGUGAUGAAAAUCACUAAAUUUGUGGCAGGCAGAAAAUUAUCAACAGGAACAACAGAUCAGGGUAUUGAUGCUGCACCGCCCCAUCCUUCACCUUGGAGAAAAGCAAAGAUAUUUCCAAUGAUUCUUCAAAAGGUUAAGGGAGGUGGUAAGGACUAUGCAAAACUUGUAUCUGCUCGGCGUGUAAGCAGCCAGGAAAGCAUAGCAAGUGGCUCAUCUGGGAGCAUGGUUAUCAAUGGAAGUUAUUUUCAAAAAUCAUCUGAGGAGAAAUCAUCUGCAAAAAGAAAAUUGGGAAAGGUCCUUAAACGAAUCAAUAUUUCCAAGAAACUGCAAUCCCGGCGCAAGUCUGAAGGGUCAGUUAGCAGAAGUUCAGCAAAUGUAACUGAAACUGAAGACUCCAAAGUAGCUAGUGAUUCUGAAAAGGAAGAGAGAGCAUCUAGAGUUUCAAUCAGUGUUACAGCUGAAAGUGAGCCAGAGAGCAGUGCAUCUGAGGCUGAAAGUGAGUUACCCAAGGAUGAUGAGGAUGCAUCUUCAGCUAGAACAAGUGUGGCAUUGUCCCAGACAGAUGAUAAGGAUUAUCUUAAAGUAACAUUAGAUCAGGAUGAGACAAAUGAAAGUACAGUAGAUUCUGAUGAAGAACAAGAAGAAAAUCCAGAAGAUUCAGAAGAAGAGAGUAAAUCUAAGUCAGAGACUGGCAGUGGUCAAGGAGAAUCAGAAGCUGAAGAAGACAGUGAGAAAGAUGAAGAAGACAGCAGAAGUGCAGUGUCAGAAGACUCUAGAGUCACUGAUGACCAGGAGUCCAUAUCUCAAAAGUCCUCAAAAUAUAGUUCAGAGAAAUCUGUAAGUGGUUCAAGUAGAAGGUCUUCAGGAAAAUCCAGUGCUACUGUAGUUUCUCAAAAUACUCCUGUAAGCAGUAAAAAAUCAGGAACAGCGGCUGGAAGUUCACUUCAUAGUCGAUACAGCAGCAGUGCAGCAACUUCAGAAAUGAGUGCUUCUGAAGCAAGUGAGUCUGAAGAUAGUAAAUCAAUUAGUGGUAGUGUAAGCAGCAGGGUGACAUCAGCUCAUAGUUCAACAAAGAGUGACUCAGUAUCUGAGCGUGGUUCUAUAACAUCAAGAACUGCAGGAAGCAGCUAUAAAUCCAGGAUUUCUACCCUAACAGGAAGAUCAGAAAGUGUUAUUGAAGAGGAAACAGAGGAAGAUGAUAGUGAGGCAACUGCUUCAGGAGAUGAAGAUGAGGAAAGUAAUGAUGAAAGCAAACAGGAUAACGAUGAAGUAGGUAAAGAAACAGAAUCCAUGACAUCCAUUGUCAGCAAAGCCACUGUUUCAACAGAAAGAAGCAAGAGCAGCCAAAUGACUAAAAAGUCUGGUACUAUGAGUAGUCUAGGGCAAAAUACAGCUGAGAGUGAAAGCCAGUCAGAGGCAAGUGAUAGUGAUAAAGAUGGAACACUUUCUCGAACAACAAACAUUUCUAAGUCCACUACUGUAAGAUCAAAAACUUCAAGCAGAACGGUUAGCUCUUCCAUAAGUGACAACGUCAGUUCAGGAAAAUCAGUGGCUAGUGGUCAGUCUUCCAGUACAACACAGCACACCAAAUAUUCUGCUUCUAAGAGCAGUGGAAGCACCAAAAGUUCAAAGUCAGUCACUUCAGCAGCAUCAGAGGGUAGUAGCAAAGACACUACAAGCAGAACAACUCAUGACACAGAAGAAGAUGAGGCCUCAAAUGGUGAAAUCUCAGAGUCAGAGGCUGGUGGUGAUUCCACAUCAUUUUAAUGUUGGCCUGCAGCUGGUUAGAAAGAAAAAAAUCAAGCUUGUUAUUGACCGUGAGUAUGAAACAAGCUCAACUGGUGAGGAGAGUGCACCAGAGUC
Polypterus senegalus (gray bichir) is the source of this 7075-nucleotide messenger RNA. RefSeq names its product protocadherin-related 15b (gene pcdh15b). Gene Ontology annotation, biological process: sensory perception of sound; homophilic cell-cell adhesion; inner ear development. The coding region runs from base 428 to 6979 and encodes 2183 amino acids. NCBI's taxonomy places the organism in Eukaryota, Metazoa, Chordata, Cladistia, Polypteriformes, Polypteridae. Gene Ontology annotation, molecular function: calcium ion binding. The transcript has 39 exons. Gene Ontology annotation, cellular component: plasma membrane; stereocilium. The record is from RefSeq and is a predicted model, not a curated record.